Molecule: messenger RNA, 8646 nt
Organism: Anopheles maculipalpis
Lineage: Eukaryota; Metazoa; Arthropoda; Insecta; Diptera; Culicidae
Gene: tefu
Product: serine/threonine-protein kinase ATM
Exons: 17
Coding region: 1-8634 (2877 amino acids)
Biological process (GO): DNA repair
Molecular function (GO): protein serine/threonine kinase activity; protein binding
Source: RefSeq, a predicted model, not a curated record
AUGUCCACUUCCACGUCCAGCGGCAGCAAAAUGGCUGUGAUGGAUCGCGAUCUUUGCAGUCUUAUGGUGGAGAUGCCCUCCGAAAAAGUGUCUGUACGCCAGAAAGCUUUCAACAAGAUGAACACCAUCCUCAGCAACCGAGAAGAAGACUUCUUGGCCUACAUGUCGUCCGAUUCGUUCGAAACGGCGUGGAGUGCUUUGUUUGAUGCUGUUUAUCACGGCAUCCAGAAGCAGAGCUAUACCGCAGCGAGCAAGGGACAGCCGCAGAGCAAAAAUUACGACUAUGUCGUGGUACUACAUAAGCUCAUUGAAUUGGCGAUGGAUCGAGAGGAGGGGCCGCAGCUUUCGUACGGUCAGCUGAUUAGAUGUUGUGUGCACGCGAUGUCGGAUCAGGCAUUGCGGGAGGGCUUCGGAAUGUGCUUCCUGCAGGCGUUGCAAAAAUUCGUGCUUUCCUCUAGGUGGAGCUUAACGACGGUGAGCUACGAACAAUGGAAAGAUAUUCUGGACGGAUGUUUCGUGAUGAUGGAUUCCUCACAAGCGGCAAGGUAUACUGCUGCAAGUUGCCUUUCGCUAGCGGUGGUGAAAUUUCUAAACAAUUGCUCGAUGUCCACUUUGCUAGCCACCUAUCUGACUCGUUUGAUGGACCACAUUCGCCAAACGGCAAAUGAGAAGAAGAGCAAUGUUCUUUACGAACUCAUUAAUACGGCUUUAAACGUUAUCCAGGCGAUUGCAGUAGAUUGUAAGAGCAAGAUAAUCCAGUUCAUGGAGGCUCUCGUUCCAUACACGGUGAAGAUUUACAAGGAAGGCAAUCUUCGCAAUGAACAGAAAAGUGUACUGUUCCGGCUGAUGCACCUGUCGUUGAUCGUUUUGUAUCCGGAAGGCAAGUCACACGUUCACGUAAAAAGACUUACGAAAGAUUGCCCCCGGCCUUCCGAGGAUGAGGAAGUGUUUAGAAAAACGUUGCGUGAGUACCACUAUAUUGUGACGAGUGAGAUGAAGGUUCGGGAACUGUCUUCCUCGUCACAAGGCGCUAAGGACAGCGUUCUGCUUUGUGAUGGUUUUGUUCAUUUUGCUGCUCGUCUGUGUUAUACGGUUUAUUGGAAUGAGGAUAAUUGGAAGGAAAGCAACAGUGAUGAGUCGGCCGUUAAGAGAAACAAGCAGUUCAACAAACUUCAAAGUAUAAUGGAUAUGAUCGUUGCAGCCCCGAAUCACUACAAUAUACGUUGGAUGUUCAUCUUAUCAGCGGUACUCGAUAGAUACGAGGCUGCUAUUAGCGCUGAAGACUACAUGCGUCUGCUGCAGCUUUUAUGUAACAUACAACCAACAUUACAAUCUGUGCAAGAGCAUAAUGCUUUUUACCGAUGUUGUUCCGAGCUGCUCAACUUCGAAAGUAAACCAGCCUACAAAGCAAUCGCCACAAUAUUCAAAGCUGAACAAAUGGAACUGUGGAACAAAAUCGUAGCUUGCACAUUCCGUGGAUGUACCAACACCGCUGCCCGAACGUGCAGUGAAUCGAACCUAUUGCUUCAGCUGCUGAUACGCCACCGGAAAUAUCCUAACAUUAGCUUCCUAAAUGGUACCGUGCUGGAAGCUUUUUACACCUCUGCGGUGGAGAAAACGAACCCCAACGUUGGUACAGUGUUGAGCAUACUGGACACGGUAGGGAAUGUAGAAUGUUUGGGCAGUGUGGACGCUGUACUUACGAAACUGUUCAACUACCUUUACCUACAAACGCAUGAAACCAAAUCCAAAGCAAUAUUUAACGCAAAGGAACAAUUAAGUGCGAAGCUGUUGGCACAAAUUUCUAUUCUAGCCGUGGUAACGAAGCGUUCUGAACCGAAACAGGACAAGGUACGGAACGUGGACAAGGCACAACAGGCUGUUUUGCAUGAAAGUUUGUAUCAAGAACAAGACGAACAGCUGCAAGCUUUAGAGCAACGGCUUCGUCUACAUAGUCUGGACGAACUGAUGCUGGUGGAAGAACGCCCGAAGCGAAAGAACGAUUCACAGCCGAUCGAGAGAAUCUACUACAACAUUAACGACGCAUUAUUCGCGCGUCUCUGUGAACUAGUAAAUUUUGAAAAAAACAUACUGCCGGAUGAUGAUAAUCUUCUAGUUCAUCGUUUAAUAUGCAUCUGCUACGAUCUAGAGCUGUAUCUGCAAAUGUUGAACGUGCUGCUACUCCACGAAGCGUACAACGAACAGCAGUGUAACAAAAGCCCAUUCUACAAAAAGGUACUGCUAAAGUUCGAUCAAUUAAACGCGGGGUUCGAGCGAUUGUUGCGCGAUGCGUCGUUAAAUGAAAACAAAACGGGUAUUAUCGCUGAUCGUUUGCUAGCACUAAUUCGUGGUCCGUAUCAUCCAACAAUCAAGAAGUUGCUACAGAAAACGGAACAUACGAUGAUUUUGCGCUGGACGAUCGGCCAGAUUGAUCUCGCCGAAGGUGAAGAUUCACAGUACGUAACGGUGGUGGAGGAAGAUCAACUUUCUUCCUAUCAGCGCUGUCGUCGAUGUUUGCAUCACGUCUUGGCAGAAUAUCUACAGUACGAUGGGCCAAGUGCGAAUGAAGUUCACGAUCUGCUGGACAAGUUGGGGCUUAAUGUGUACAACAGUUUGGAUUUGUUCUACCUGUUCGAUUUGUGUCGUAUUUUGCUGAAACAAGCUUCACAUGAGCUGGUCGCAGUUUGGGUGCUUCGGAACAUAGUGGAAGUUUGCAAAAUCCAUUACACCAAUCCGAGCAUUACGGAGAUGAUUAUGGAUUUAUAUGCAGAUUUAGCUUCUUUUGUAAGCCCAUAUGAAAACAUGAUACGCAAUGUAACGAUCGUACUGUAUUCGUUUGUAAAGCAGUGCGCCAAGCAUACGUACUCUAACGCGCUGCAGGUUAAGAUAUUUGCCCAGGUCAAGUAUCUGCUCCGAGCCUAUCCGCAACACAUCCGCACCCAAGCGCACGAAAGCAUUUACACUGGUUUGGUGCCACUUCUAAACAAUCCAAGCUAUUGCGUCAAGUUAGAAGCAGUUAGAAACAUAUUGCAUUUUAUGAAACACGAUUGGGCGCACAGUGAUGUUGCGUCCAUUCCAUCCACUUUUUAUGAAUUUCAAAUGGAGCUGUAUGAUACGAUCGAUUUCGAUGAGCUGAUACGUAAUACAAAAGAAGCCGAACGGGUUAACGUUAUUAGUUGCUGUCUCCAGUUGCUAUUUGGAAUAUUCCACUCGAACUUUAUGCUACGGCGCAGAGCUCUGUGCGAUUUUGUACUGCUUAUCCAGUUGGGAAAUGUAAACGAUGAUAAAAUUGCACACACCAUACAAAUCACUUCCCGUACCAGCGAUUUAGACUUCAGAAAGCUACUCCAAUCGAAUCUCGACUCCGUGUUGGAACAGUGGCUUACCAAAGGAAAUAGAUUGUUAGAUUUUCCUUACCGAUUAGUUGGAAAGAUCGCUUCCAUCGAAGAGUUUGUGCAGCAGUAUAAGAAAAGCAUUGCCUUCGUCAUCCUGAGCAUGCAGCCGGACCUGUUCGAACAGUUCUGCCAAUCUGUCGGCUUACAGCAAACAGAAAUGGUGAAGAGUAUACUGCCGAAAUGUGUGUCGUUUCUCCUACCAAAAUACACCAAAUGUACAGAAAUGACCACCAAGUACAACACGAUGGCCAGUCGCAUGCACAAGGCACUUGCACCUUUUCUCAGCACGGUAGAUUUGAAAGAGCACGUGUCAGAAAUCAUUAAACAUCUCACCUACCGCCUGAACCAAAGUGAUGAGCUGGGAAAGCUGACCGAUCUAGACCUUCCCAGCUGCUCAACUGAUGAUCUGUCCAUUAGCAUACCCACCUACACAAAAGCACUGGAGCAUUUAAAACAGUCCGUUUGGGGAUCACAAACGAUCAAGUUUACCUUGUUAAGCAAUCUGUGUUUAAAAAAUAGUUCCGCAAUCGAACGGACCCUAAUGGAAGUAAAACGAUGGAUGUGGGCUGCUGAAGAACCGGAGCAAAAAAUGAUCCACCUGCUUCAGUACACCAUUCUGCUGGAUCAGCUAAAGGAGUACAUCGAUCAGCAGAAGGAACGUACAUUUAAACCGUACCUGGUGCGUGAUGUGGUUUGCUUCCUGUGCAAUACACUGUCAACAUUUCCUGCGCUACGCUUAGCCACACUGAACAGUUUCGAUCGGUUUCUUGCACAUGUGGUAACAUCGGCCGAUGCAUCCGAGCUACUCUCCGAACAGUUGCAUUUCAUCGUAUCAUCGCUGCUGGAGGUGGAAAGUGUAGAUCCUUCGUCGAACAUUUCGAAUAAAGCGCUCUCAAUGUUACGGUUUUUAAUUUUACAACACACAACCAUAUUUGGUGACGCUAUCGGUAAUCUCAACUACUUGCCAUGUGACAAGCGCUUCGAUGAACUGCGGUUGAUGAUUACGCGCCAAAAAACGGUUGGCCAUGAAAGUUUGCUGCCUGGUGAGGAAAUUUCUGCCCUCAUUGAGCUGCCCAACAUCAGGUACGAAGAUUUAGCUGCUUUAAAAAUUAUGCUAACUACGAAAAAGACUGAUCUGAAGCGGUUGUGCGACGAAUUGUCCGACCAGUGUUCGUCCUCGUUUGCUAGCGACGAAAGCAUCCUACAUCGGUUGAUAUACAUUUUACUAGAAGUUGUGCGAAAUUCUCCAUUUGAUAAGCGCUCGAUAGAGGCUCUCCGGUGUUUAGGAGAAAUAGGACCGAUUGAUUUGGGCACAAUGUUACUCAAGUCCGAUGCAGAAAUGAUUGCAUACGACACGAUCAAUAAUUCCAAGGAAGCAAUCGAACAGUGCGUCGAUGUUUUGCUGAGCGAGCUGAAUGUAUUGCUGACGAGUAAAAAAAUGUCCGUGGCAAACAUGGCUUCCCUAGUUUGCUAUAAAUUGCUAUUCGGCAAAACAUUCCACGCAUUGGCGGCAAAGCUUCCAACUCUUUAUCCAUUUUUGGGCACUUCUCAGGAAGAAGUAAAACUAUUCUCGUACACAUCGGGUCGGGAUUUGAAUUUGCAGCCGAUUCUUGUCCAUGAGCGACUCAUCUAUCCCGUGUUUGUUCAGCAGUUAUCUACAGCAUUAUUAGCAUUUUUGGGUAAUACGAUGCUUAAAAAGUUGACCGAACAGGAAACUACAUUUGCAGAAAAGAUCAUCCCAUUGCUAGUACAGAUAGCGAUCAAGCAAUUUGAAGAAUCGGUUAUCGAAAAAAUGGGCAAUUUUAUUAACGAUUUUUUCUCCAAAUUCGACCUCAUUCGAAGCGACCCAAAUCAGCAUAAUAUCUUCAACGAUCCCAAAGCAAUACAACUAAUGCUUACGAUUGUGGAAUGCGCCAGGAUCCAUAAUCAGCUGUUUCCACAGUAUAAAAUCCCCAUUAACUAUCUACCGGUAGCGCAAGCCUCCCAAUUCUGUCAGGCACACUUUAAAGCGAUCAUGUACGGUGAGCAAUGGUAUCGAGAGGAGGAUGAAAUGGGGAACGCUGAUGCGAAAAGGCAUACCAAACUGCUGGAUCUUAUGAAGCAGUGUCAUCUGGCUAUCGGUGUAAAUGAUGCUGUUCAAUCUUUCCUAAAUCCAAUCCAGGAACGGAUAGAAUACUAUCGCCUGGAGCAAAAUUAUGGCAAAUGUUUGGUUAUGCAGGAUGCUACUUCAGCGUGGCGAGAUAACGCCCGGGAAGGUACUAGCUGCACCAGUGCUCAGGAAGGCUUUUUGCAAACGCUUAAAGAUUCUUGUCUGUAUGGAUUGGCAAGAUCAUUCCACGUCGCACCACAGCAGAUGAUCGAUUACGAAUGUGCGUGGCGUUUAUCGGACUGGAACGUUGUUAUUGACACUGACGGCACGGAUGCAAUGGGAACUAUUAGCACAACGAAUGGGCUGCAGCUGCAAUCACGCUUCUUCGAGCGUGCCCACUAUACAGCUCUCAAGUGUUUGCAGUUGCGUGAUGAGGUGGCGGUGGACAGUGCGAUCAUUGAGGCUCGGCGCGCCGUUAGUGAAAUUUUCAAGCUUACCAGCAUUGAAUCGACCAAACACAUUUACCACGGUAUGUGUCGUUUGCGUAUGUUGCAGCAGAUAGAAGACUUUGGGGAAAUUCAUUUUGCCAAACAGAUCGAUUGCGAGCAGGAUAUGAUGCAGAAGUGGAAGCAACAGGACGAACUUCCGCACAGUGAAUUUACGCUGAUGGAAUCGAUUCUUUCGCAGCGGUUGUCCAUUUUUACUACUGCCGGGAUUCGGGCGAAACGUAACUGGAUUCCACCGGCUGUCUACAGCACGCUGUUGCUCUUGAUUCACGAAUCGCGCCUUAGAGGAUACGACGAUUGUGCGAUACGAAAUGUGGCACUGAUCGGCAAGGAGGAAAUGGUGCCAGCCAACAUUCAAUCGGUCGUAAUGCUUGAGAACGCUCAGCUCAAUUGGUCGUCCGGUCAUCGGUUGGUGGCACGUGAACUUGCCUGGGAAGUAAUGACUAACAACAAGUACAACGAUCCGAUGGUAAAGGCGGUCGCGUUUAGACUUUACGGCGAGUUUCAGGCUGAGGGUCACUUGCAAGAGAUCAAGUCGCUUUGUACCGAUUACUUCCAACAGGCGGAAAAGUGUGUCAACUAUGUACAUUCCAAGCAGGGUGCAGGCAACGAUCAGAAAGCACCUUCCGGCACGAUUCCUUCCAGUCAUCGUUGUUUUGAGGUGGAUCGUAACUAUACCGUUCAGCAUACGGUCGCCAAAUACGCGGAUCGAGAAUUUGUUCGGCUUAGCAAAUUUGUUCGCUCCCAGGAAUGGGAAGCGCGUAAAAUCAACCUGGCUCGUAUGGAGGAGGAAGCGGUACGUCUAAAAGCGGAAGCCGCCAGCGCCACCGAUCAACGGCGUAAGGAUCUCGGUCGAUCGCUUCACUUUAUGCACAAAAACCUACAGCGCGAUAAAAAAGCCGCGGAAGAGGUGGAACAGAGCCGAGGGGAUUAUUUGAAUCUGGCACUCUGCUACUAUUUGAUGUACGCUAAGCAAACGACGAUCGUGAGCGAUAUGGUGAUAUUUCGGAUCAUUUCACUCUGGCUGAACAAUCAGGAUAAUAAGAAUGCGAAGGAUUUAAUCGAAGAAUCGUUACUGAGCAUUCCUUCGUAUAAAUUUAUCGCCGUACUGCCACAGCUCACACCGCGAGUAGGAUUGGACAGUGUCGUUGGUGCGUUGGUACAGAAAGCACUGGUACGAUGUGCGCUGGAUCAUCCACAUCACACGUUGCCGUUCGUGUUUGCUCAGCUGCAUGCCUUCAAGGAUCAACCGGAUGAUGAGACACCUGCCAACGACAACCGUUUGCUAGGCGUUAGAGAGGUGUACAAAAAGCUGAAGAAAGAACCAACCCUUGAGCAAAUGUUGCAACAGUCCGAAAGAAUGAAUCUCGCCCUAAUCGAACUAGCCAACAAAACUCUUUCCAGCAGUCCAUCUUUCCGCGAGUACACCAUGACCAAGCGUGAUCCAUUGGGAUUGUUAGACAAUUUGGAUCUCGUCCAUUGUCCCACGGUAGAACUGCCCGUCAUAAAGGACGGCAACUAUCGUUCCCGGAUCGUAGGCAUCAAGCGCUGGGAUCCCAAAGUGAUCGGCGUAGGUGGAAUAAAUGCACCGAAAAAGCUAACCUGCCUGUGUUUGAAUGGUACGAAACGAACACAACUACUGAAGGGAAAGGAUGAUAUGCGCCAGGAUGCAGUAAUGCAGCAAGUAUUCGGAAUACUGAACAUUUUGCUACGCCACGACAAAGAAACGGCACACCGGAAGCUGUCCGUCCGUACGUACAAAGUGGUACCGUUAUCGAGACAGAGCGGAGUAUUGGAGUGGUGUAACAAUACGAUGCCGAUCGGUGCUUGGUUGCUCACCGGGCAUGUCAAGUACCGGCCACAGGACAUCGAACCGACUGCCGCAAGGAAAAAGUAUGCCAAUAACGCUCAAGCGGGCAUGACGGUGGACAAAAAGCUGCAAAACUAUUUGGACCUUUGUAACAAAAUACGGCCCGUCUUUCGGCACUAUUUCCUCGAGCAAUAUCUCAAACCGGGCGUAUGGUUUGAACGGCAGCAAAAUUACAUCAAAAGUGUGGCCGCCAGUUCGAUGAUCGGCUAUGUGCUAGGGAUUGGUGAUCGACACGUGCAAAACAUCCUGAUCGACAAGCUAACCGGGGAAGUGAUACACAUCGACUUUGGUAUUGCGUUUGAGAUGGGAAAAAAUUUACCCACACCAGAAACGGUCCCGUUCCGACUGACACGGGAUAUCGUGGAUGGAAUGGGGAUCAGCGGCGUUGAGGGGGUAUUCCGAAAAUCAUGUGAAAAAACACUUGAAGUGCUGCGGAACAAUCAGACGAUAAUUCUCGCCAUUUUGGAAGUUCUAUUGUACGAUCCGCUCUACUCGUGGAACGUUCUGUCAAACAAGAAAGCGAAUCGUCGUCAACAGCAAGCUUACCUCACAAGCGGAUCGGAUGAUGAAUCGGAAGAAGCGAUCGGAUUAUCGAUCCGACGAGACAUCAAUGUAACGGCCGAGCGUACCCUGAUGCAGGUGGAGGAGAAACUACUCGGCCAGGAAGAUAACAAGUACAUCUCGGUCGAAGGUCAGGUGCAGAUGCUGAUCUUCAGCGCUACCAACAAGCGUAAUCUCUGCCAAGUGUUUGCUGGAUGGCAACCUUAUCUGUAGGCAUUAUAUGUG